UUUGUUAUUGUGCAGGACACCCAGUGAAAACACCUACUUCUGCCUGACUGGAGACUUUCUCCGAUUUAAACGGUCAGUCAGACGGAAAAAUCACAGUUAACUAGGACGGAGAUGGAAAUAUCGAUGGGGUCAGAGGAUGGAGAGCGCAGAUGGGAACAUUGGAAGCUUCUGUACAAUCUAAAGACGACUGUUGAAGGCUUGCUAUCGACCAACAAUCCUAACGUGUGGUCUCGCUAUGGGGGUCUUCAGCGCCUGCACAAGGACAUGAAUAAUAUCUUGGGCCAUGGCCUAAAACAUGAACAGGUAUAUUAUAAGCAAAAAGACUACUGGCGUUUUGUGUGGUGUGUGCGGUAUCUCUGUCCUCAUUUAGCCCGUCAUGUUGAACAGUUCAGUCAGUUGGAGCCGGUGUUGAGUAGUGGCGUGCAGUGCUUUGGAGAGGGUUAUAAAGCCGAACGCUGGCUUCUACACAGUCUUCAAUGUCACAUCUUAUCUGCUCAGCUCAAGCCACUGCUGCAACACAAGGCAAACACACAGAAAUACUACAAUGAUGGGGCCUUCCUGUUGAGUGAGCCGCAUGUGUCUGCUAUGUUCCAGUGCCUGGAGGCGGUAGAGCAGAACAAUCCUCGAAUGCUGGCGCUCAUCGACACAGUCAGGCUUUCACACCUGAAAGAGUCUCCUCCCAUGGGUUUGCUGAAGAGCCAGAGUCUGGUUUUGCUCCCCAGGGCUGCAGGAAGCUUGAAUACUUCAGACAGCUCCGAGUCUCAUAGAUUCACCACUUCCCAGAGCUGCCUUACAGAGAUUCCCAACACCCCAAACUCAAAGAGCAGCUCAGAUGUUGUCCCAUCCAGCAGUGCCCAGGGUGCACCAUGGGUGCUCGGUGGAGAAAAUCAGAGUCCCCCAGACACAGGAAUCCACCAGAUUUCCUUCACCAAAACCACCUCGCCUGAUCAGGCUGAGAUCCGGGAUUGUACGGAUGCCGAUCUGGAUGAUGGGCCGGAAUAUCUGGCUAUCGGAAAUCUGGGAAAGCACAAACGACGAGACUCAUCCAGCUCCAAUCAGAGCAUUGAACACACCGGAAAUCAAGGCACCACCCCCACAUCUUUGGCUCCGCCCCCACCGCGCCGCUGCUCUUUCUCAGAGGCUCAGAGGAGUGUGGGGCGGAGCUCCAAGGGCCAUAUCCGCUCUCUGUCCGACACGGGCAUCACUCAGAAACAGAAGAAUGAAUUGGUUGCGGAUACGCCGUGUUUGAAGACCUGUGAUCCAUUCUCACCCCAGAGCAGUGACAGCAGCACCAACAGUUCACUUUAUAUGGAGUCUAAUGGCUCCCUGUACAAUAGUGUGCCAGACGGAUUGUUCCGCAGACCGUCAGAGGGUCAGAGUCUGAUCAGCUACCUUUCAGAGCAGGACUUUGGUAGCUGUGCUGACCUGGAAAAGGAAAAUGCCCACUUCAGCAUCUCUGAGUCGCUGAUAGCAGCCAUAGAGCUGAUGAAGUGUAACAUGCGCAGGCCGGUGGAGGACGCAGAGGAAGAGGGUGACAGCGACUCUGAAAUCCAGCAGCUCAAACAGAAAAUUCGUCUGCGAAGACAGCAGAUACGAUGCAGCUUACUGCAACCUCCGGCGACCUCUCAUGGCGUCUCAUCCAUUGACAGCAGCGGCUCGCAGAGGAGCUCUCAGGAUUUAUUUCAUGCCUCUGACUCCGGCUCAGAUAGAGAAGUGGAGGAUAUUGAGCCCAGAGAUGGCAGUGAUGGCCAGUCGCUGCUGGCGGUGUCACGGAACGGCCUGUCCCUGUCGCUCGCAUCCCUCUUUUCAGAUGCAGAUAUCAAACGCAGUGUGACAUGUAGCAGUAGAUCCUUCCUUAGCUCAGAGUCCAUCUCUCCAUCCAUGCUACCGUCCAACUCGGCAGAAUCUGUGGCCAUGGGUCUCCUCAGACAGUUUGAGGGCAUGCAGCUGCCUGCCGCUUCAGAACUGGACUGGCUGGUUCCAGAACAGGAUGCUCCUCAAAAGCUUCUUCCAAUACCAGAUUCUCUUCCUAUAUCACCUGAUGAUGGCGAACAUGCAGACAUUUACAAACUACGCAUCCGAGUUCGUGGAAAUCUGGAGUGGGCUCCUCCGAGACCACAGAUCAUCUUCAACAUUCACCCUCCUCCAAAGAGGAAAGUUGUGGUGGCUAAGCAGAACUACCGCUGUGCUGGCUGCGGGAUUCGCAUUGAUCCAGACUACACAAAGAGGCUGCGGUACUGCGAGUAUCUGGGUCGGUAUUUCUGCCAGUGUUGUCAUGAGAAUGCACGGGCUGUGCUGCCAGGAAAGAUCCUCAGAAAGUGGGACUUCAGUAGAAGCUAUGUCAGCAACUUUGCCCGAGACUUGCUAGCCAAGAUCGCAGGAGACCCUCUCUUCAACCCAAAGGACAUCAACAGCAGCCUUUACAAGAAGGUCAAAGCCCUGGAUACAGUGCGAGCAUUGAGGGAACAGCUAAACCUCAUGAAGAAACUCUUAAAAAUGUGCCGUUUGGCUAAAGAGGUUUUAGAUCAGUUUGACACACUUCCUGGACAUCUGACUGAAGAUCUACAUCUCUUCUCUCUCAAUGACCUCACUGCUGUACGCAGUGGUAGUCUGGCACCAAAACUGCGAGAUCUGCUUUGUCUCGGCUCCAGUCAUGUCUCCGACUGUAUGCUCUGCCAGGCCAAGGGCUUCAUUUGUGAGUUCUGUGGAAAUGACAAAGACAUUAUCUUCCCCUACGAGCUGAACAAAUGCCUGCGCUGUGAAGAUUGUCAUGCGUGCUAUCAUAAGACCUGCUUUAAGAAUGGGAAAGAGUGUCCUCGCUGUCUGAGACUGGCCGAGAGGAGGGAGCGGAUGGCUCGCAAGAACAUGGAAGAGCAGGAGGACAGAGUGGAGGAAGAGGCAAGUGGGACAUAGCAAUAAUCAAGACCCUAUGAAAGCACAACAGAAUAGUGAAUGUAUGACUGUUUUCCAUCCUGUCAAUAAGCUGUCCCAAAAGCCUUACUGUCUGCAGCAUAAUGACUUAACAAAAGCUACGAAGAGUUUUGUAAGCAAACAGUGAGCUUCUGCUUUUAACGAUGGCCAUGUUUAGAUAAGAAAUUGCGUUUCUUUUUACAAUUUGCCAUAUUGUUUUGUUGCUUCUAUUCUGUCUCCCAGAAAAAGCUAUUUUGUUUUAAUCAACAGAGUGGUGAGUUUUGUGUCAAGUAAACUUUUGUGUUUAUCAGAUCAGUCAUGUUUUUUUCUGUGUAUCCGCCUAUUGUAUAUUUUUUAGUAUUAACAUUACUUUCAUGUGCCUCCUUAAUGACUGUGACGACGUGAGAUGGAAAACGGCAGCUGAACUCAGAACGGGCAUUCUUGCACAAAGGUUUCUAAAAGUGCCAGUGCCCAAAAUUAUUAUUUUGAAAAGCUACAAAGACAAUGCGCCUCAUUUAGGAAAAUCAAGCAGAAUUAAUUCGUGUAACCCAUUUGUAAACUGUCGUAUUGAAUACCAAAAUGGGCCUCAUUUGUGAAAUGCAAGUCAAACGAAUUUAGGUAAAUUAUUUGCAAGACCUCGCUCAUUCAUAAAACAAUUAGUGGGUAAAUUUUGAUUUAGCAAAUUAUUUACAUUGAAAUUCGUUUUGCACGCAGAACCAUUCUUAUGAAAAAUGUUUUGGUUUUCUGAACUGUUUCACCUAAAUUUGUCUGCAUGUUCGUUUUACCAUUCUUGCAAAAAGUCUUUGUGUUGAAUGCAGUGAGCUGUUUACACAAAUUAGUUCCGCUUGGUUCUAAAAACUAUUAUUUGAAAUGAUUCGUUAGAGCAAUAUUACAUAAAUUGUACCUCCUUCAUAAAAAAACUAGCACAAAUUUCUGUUUAAAUCCCUAAUAAAGUAAUUCUUCCAUAAAUCGUCACUUUCAGUUCGAGGCGACAAUUUACGGAAGAAUUACUUUUAUAAAGGAUUUAUUUAAACAUAUUUGUGGUAGUUUUUUACAGAGGUACAGUUUACUUACGAAUGCUUUAACGAACAAUUUAUCUAGAAAUUUGUUCUGCUCUAAUAAAAACGAAUCUUAUGUUAACUGUUUUCGUUUCCGCAGAAAUGCAUAAAUUGUUGCUUUUAAAUUAAAGGAAACAAUUUAAUUAAGAAUGGUUUUAUGAAUGCUUAAACGAAAUGUUAGAUUGCUUUAACGAACUAUUUAGACAAAGAUUCAUUGUGCUCAGUUAUAAAACAAUUCUUGCAUACAUUUUUAUUGUACAAACGAUUUACGUUCCUUCUGCUUCGUAAAACCAUUUAAGUUAUUUUGGUUUUACGAAUGAUUUGGACAUAGAUUUGUUCUGCUCAUUCAUAAAACUAUUACUGCAUAAAUUGUUUGGAUUUUACAAACGAUUUACACAGAAAUACUUUCUGCCUGCUCGUUAAACCAUUCUUACGUAAAAUGUUUUGGUUUUAUGUACUUUUUACACAUUUGUUCCGCUUGUUUGUAAAAACCAUUCUUAUUUGAAAUUAUACAAAAUUAUUCGUUAAAUUACAUAAAUUGUACCUCCUUUAUAAAACAUUAGCACACAUUUCUGUUUAAAUCCCUAAUAAAGUAAUUCUUCUGUAAAUUGUCUUAUUAAAUUCAAAGCGACAAUUUACGGAAGAAUGACUUUAUGAAGGAUUUAAACAGAUUUGUGCUUGUUGUUUUACGAAGGAGAUGCAACGUAUUUAAGAAUGCUUUAACGAACAAUGUAUUUAGAAAUUUGUUCUGUUCUAAUAAAACCAAUCUUACGUUAGCUCUUCUGGUUUUUGCAGAAAUGCAUUCUGCUGUAUGUAAAACCAUUAUUGCGUAAAUUGUCGCUUUACAUUGAAUGCAACAAUUUACGUAAGAAUGGUUUUAUGAAGGCUUUAUGUAGACAUUUGUGCUGUGUUAGAUUGCUUUAACGAUCAGUUUUUGCUGAAAUUCGUUCUGCUCUUUAAUAAAACCAUUCUUGGGCCAACCGUUUUGGUUUUACAAUCAGUUUACACCGAAAUUUGUUCGGCUUGCUCGUAAAAACAAUUUUUAUGUGAAAUGUUUUGGUUUUGGUUUUAUGAACAGUUUACAAAGAAAUUAAUUCUACAUUAUUGCAUACAUUGUCGCUUUUUUGAAUUAGGUGCAAUUUAUGCAGAAAUUUGCUUAUGUUUCACAAAUAAUGCCAAAUGCUUAGGUGUUAUUAUUUGUACAUUUAAUAGCCUUUUUGCUAAAACAUUUUGCACCUACUGGAAAUGGCACUUUGUAUGUUUUUCUUGUUCUUUGUUAGGCAAAAAGACUGUGUGUUUUUGUUUAUUUAAUUUGCACUAGUUUCAUGAUGUUUGUGUAGGUGACGGUUCUAUUAAUGUCUGAUUAAACUGGAAAGUUAUUGUUCAUUCCAGCAUCUCACAUUGAGUCCAAAAUCUCAAAUGAUCUUGAACAGCUGCCUUGAUGCUCAUAUCUGUCAAAUGAAUGUACUUGUGUAAAAAGACAAUUGUACCAAAGUGUUAUUUGCUUAAAGUUUAUUAAGUUGUAUUAUAAUGCACUACAUUACAUUAAACAAGUUAUUUUUAGCUUUUAAUGGAGUAUCUAAAUGUUGUGAGAGAAAGAUUAAACACAAGACCCCAUUUGUCCGCUGCUGUGAGUAUAUCUGAAACAAUAAGAACCGUGUACUAUUCUGUGGCAGUCAUUAAUAACUUGAAUGCACUGACCUUAAGUAUGUGAGAUUGAAUGAAUGGACACUUGCUUUGAUGUGGCUGCUUAUGAGAGAUAAUAUUAAGUUUAUAACUCGUUUUUCAUUUGAUCCUGCUGAUGAUUUGUCUACUUGAGUUUAUUGUUGGUAAAUUACUGAAUUGCCUUUUUUAUUCAGGGGCUUUUGAUGAGAUAAAGUGCACUAUUUGAAAAAAAAUGUACAUAAUAAAUAUAAUUUCUUAUUGUUAUAUAUAUGUAAGUGAUGAUUAAAGAGGUUUAAAUUGUU
Molecule: messenger RNA, 5935 nt
Organism: Myxocyprinus asiaticus (Chinese sucker)
Lineage: Eukaryota; Metazoa; Chordata; Actinopteri; Cypriniformes; Catostomidae
Product: run domain Beclin-1-interacting and cysteine-rich domain-containing protein-like
Exons: 21
Coding region: 112-2913 (933 amino acids)
Biological process (GO): negative regulation of endocytosis; negative regulation of autophagosome maturation
Cellular component (GO): late endosome; early endosome
Molecular function (GO): phosphatidylinositol phosphate binding
Source: RefSeq, a predicted model, not a curated record